AUGGCGGCUAUAGGGGAGUUCAGGAACGUCUCUCAGCUGACGCAAGAUGAUUGGCGCGCAUGGUGUCGUCCCACAUCAGACGAGACCACAUUGGGCGAGACGCCGGUGGGUUCUCUGCCCAGUCCUCGAUCAGACACAACUUCUGCAGAGCGAGCAAAUCUCACCUGCCUGGGUCUCAUCAACACUCGCCAGGCUCACUCUUUCGCCUCGAGACUAUCGUUUUUGCGCCUCACACUCGUUCCAACCAAACGCACACUAUCAAUAACCAACCAACCCGUGUCGAUCACGAUCACCAUAACAAUCAACAAGAUGCACGCAUUCACCGUCGCCGCAUUGGCUUUCGCCUCUUUGGCCGUCGCUGCUCCUCACACCCACGGCCACUCGCAUAACCACGCUCGUGCCGUCGCUCCUGCUUCCGAGCCAGAGAAGCGCGACGACUCGACCUUCGAGCUGAUGGUCCACAACAACUGCGCCGAGGACAAAACCUUCGGUCUCUACCAGAUCAAUUCUGCCUUCCAGAUGUCGCAGAUGUCCGAGACCGAGACUGUCCCAGCCGGAACGAACUCCACGAUCUCUGCGCCUUUCACUGCUCUCGGCAUGCGUCUCUCUGCCACCGCUGACAAGGGCACUGCCGCCCAGUGGGAGGCCCAGACUCUUUUCGAGUUCGGCUACAGUGCAUGGAACGGCUUGACCGGUACUGCUUACGACUUGUCCGUCAUGCAGGGCAGCACCGAGGGCAUCGCCGCCUACCCCGACCACAGCCAGUGCGAGUCCAAGGUCUGCUCUUCUCUCGGCUGCUCUCUGGCUGAGGCCUGGACCGACGCUACCCAGGUCGCCGAUGGCAGCCCAGCUGAUACCGUCUGCUACCAGGGUGUCACCAACUUCAGGGUCGUGUGGUGCCCAUCGACCUAA
Recurvomyces mirabilis is the source of this 912-nucleotide messenger RNA. RefSeq lists its product as uncharacterized. The transcript has 2 exons. NCBI's taxonomy places the organism in Eukaryota, Fungi, Ascomycota, Dothideomycetes, Mycosphaerellales, Teratosphaeriaceae. The record is from RefSeq and is a predicted model, not a curated record. Bases 1 to 912 code for a protein of 303 amino acids.